Messenger RNA from Ectocarpus siliculosus, 1569 nucleotides. NCBI's taxonomy places the organism in Eukaryota, Phaeophyceae, Ectocarpales, Ectocarpaceae. The record is from the annotation of a GenBank genome assembly.
GUACUGCUGUACUGCUGCUGUGUGGUGUGGGGGCCGAUCGUCAAGCGUCAAAAUAAGUACUGCCGAGGGUUUGUGCUGACGUCAUGGGCGGCGAGGUGUCGGCGACGGAGCUGGAGAGCAAAGAUGCGGAGGCGCAAGGUGGCUGUUUGUCUGUCUUUAUCACUGGUCCCAACUUGGCUGCAUCAUUGUAGGUUGGUUGAUGAUGCCGUGUUGUUUGAUUCGUACACGCGUGGCAAAAUAAAAACUGACAGCUGCCAGCUGCCAGUGUAGCCUACUACUGGCAACCCAUCAAUCGCUGCUGCUGCUCUAGGUUCGACGUCCAUCGGAACUGUGUACCAGCUCUUAUACUCUAGGAGAUGCAACGAACAAGUGUGUUGGCACGUAGUACCAUCGGCGAAAUGUCUCUGCCGUUGUGUAUGUAGUAGGCAAGUUGUGUGCGUGCACUAAAAAUCUAUGAAGGACUUUGACUGGCUUUUUUCUACAAAAUGCUUCGUCGUUGACGCUCAGGGACCAGGUACGUACAUAACCCACGCAAAGAGCAAGCGGAGAGCUAAAUUAAAUUGUUGCUGUGCUUGGUUGGAACAGCAGUCGUGAGCGUUCACACAGGCAGAAGUGUAUCGAGUACAUGCAUCAGCAGUCAGCGUAAUUAAAUGCACGUGCGCACGGUAGAUUCAGAAUUUCAAAUAAUCAUCAAGUCACGAAGCAUCUCCAUGUCCUAUUCGAAUCAAUUCCCGCGAUCCACAUAUCUUCACCUAUCUUCACCAUCGUCGUAUCUAUGUGUGCAUAAGUAGGGCUGUGCCAUGAAAUGACCCAGCGGCUGAAACUCCUGCACGAAGAGAAGACUGCCCUCUCCUCCGAACUGAGAACGCUGUCUGCGAAGGGGUCUUCAUCGUCAACAGUCAGAUUGGUCGCUGCGGACAAUGCGAUGGCGGCGAUGGUGACUUCCGGAAUCAUCGGGGUGUUCGCAGGAGGGGCCCUGGCAAGGUUCCUAGCUGCGAGGAGAGGGAGGAGCCGUUUGAGCCGUCGACAGCAAGACAAAGAUAAAGAUCGACACUUCACCUAAUUAACAACCGCCUGACGACGUCAUGGACACGCCGAUCGAAGUUCUUCCUCGUCAGCGUUUGUUGCCUAGACUACUUGUAUCAUAGAGAACGAUGUAAAUUCUUGUCAGGCACGUUCAUAUGGGCGAAGCGGGGUUUCCUCAUCGGCUUUUGUUUGUUGCCUACCUGUAAAUAGAGAUGUAAACGACCGUCGAGAAGUAGACUAUAGGUACACAGGUAGCAGACACGUUGACAUGAACGAAGCGGGGCUUGUGCAAUCUACUGUACACCACGGGCCGGGCGAGUGUUUUCCCGAAUGAACCAAGACGUUAGCAGCACCUGUCACGUGCAUUCUGCAUAGAUCUCCCGAAAUAGAAGUAGGUGAUGUCUGGGCGGUCGUAAGCAUAGUCUAUAAUAAGUGUGAUGCGCACACGAGGAUGCCCGCUCGUAUGUAUGUAGACUACAGCUGUUAGCACGGGGCUUGGACCACGGAGCGGAGGACCUUCGGCACAAUCAUUGCGCGGGGUUC